AUGUGCAUCCAGAUCAACACACGGUAUCGGACAUGCAGCCACACGCAAUUCCAGAACGUUUUUAGGUGCCACCAAGCAAGGCUCCACGACGACAGUCAGGUGCCGAGAGCGCCGCAGAGCGCGUCAUCCAUCAAGUCCGACAGCUCUGGGGCCCGCGAGUUCAUGUCCCUUCCGAGCACGCCAGGAACGCCAGGCACCAUGUCAACGACGAGGACCGACUACGAAGGGCUAGUUCUCGCCUCGCCGGUGACGGUGCCGGAGAGACAAAUGUUUGACAACACGAGGGUGCGGUGCGUUUGGGCGCCGACAAGAGUUGCGACGAGACCCAAGGAGGGCAUGUGCGCAGACGAUGAUAUGAAGAAGAAGGGUUAUUUGAGCUGCCGCGCUCUUCCUACUAUCGUGAUGGCUACUAAGAAGAGCCGUCAGCGUAUCAGUUAUGUAAUCGAAUCUCCGAAAGCGUCGGCCGGACAUAAGCUAGGCGUCAACGGCCUCGCAGUUGACCCGGAUAACUCCAUUCUCUAUUCCGGUGGCCGAGAUGGCGUCAUCUGCGCCUGGGACCUCAAUCUCGACCUCAAGGCACCCCGUUCGUCGUCUACCGUCGAUCAACCGAAUGGCCGGUCCACGUCCUCGCCCACCACUUUUCGAUCCCAAGCGAUCGCCCACAUGGGCUGGAUCAACGAUAUUGUUCUCGCCCAGAACAACACCGCCCUUGUGUCGGGUUCCUCCGACCUGACCGUCAAGGUAUGGCGACCGCAUUCGCAAGAGCAGGCCAUACCCCAGACUAUCGGCGAACAUGCAGACUAUGUCAAGGUCGUUGCUGCUCCACCUUCAGAUAUAGGCGCGCCUUGGGUUGCCUCCGGAGGUCUCGACCGCCGAAUCAACCUUUGGGACCUCAACGGCGGCGGAAAGGUUCUCUCCAUCGACUGCAGCGGCGAGGAAAACACGGAGAAGGGAUCCGUGUACGCGCUCUGCGCCGGUCGGAACCUUAUAGCCAACGGUGGGCCCGAGUCAACUGUGAGGCUAUGGGAUCCAAAGUCGGGAAAACGCGUGACCAAAUUUGUUGGUCAUACAGCUACCAUCAGAUCCAUCCUCAUCAACGAUGCCGGCGAUCUCGUCUUGACUGGCAGCUCAGAUCAGACCAUCAAGCUAUGGAGCGUCACAGCCGGUCGGUGCAUGUACAACUUUACCAUGCACAACGAAAGCGUUUGGUCGUUGUUUUCAGAAUCGCCCGACCUUGGAGUGUUCUACAGCAGUGAUAGGUCUGGGCUAGUUGUCAAGACAGACGUCAGAGGAUCGCUCGACCACAUGGACGACGGGCUGAGUCUGGCUGUAGCCAAGGAGACUGAUAGCGUGCACAAAGUCAUCGCCUGUGGAGACCACAUCUGGACGGCCACGCCUAGUUCGUCUAUCAACCGGUGGGCCAGUGUCCCAACCGGCUCCGACGUUCAGCUCCCCGAAGUCUACCGGCAUCACAGAGCUUCAUCCACCGCGUCUCGCUCGGCGAUGCAGGCAGCUCAAUCCGGGCAAGGAGGCGCCCGUGCCGCCCCCAAGGAGAUCUCGCCAAAGAGCAUCCUCCGCAUUUCGAACACGGCGUACUUCCCCCUCAGCUUUCGCGGGACGAAAACCAUCGAAGGCCAAUUCGGCUUGCUUAAAUAUAAACUGCUGCACGACAGGCGCCGCGUUCUCACUGUUGAUACCGCAGGGGAGGUGGUGUUGUGGGAUCUCAUCCAGUGCAAACCCAUCCAAACGUUUGGAAAGCGGCAUCUCGAGGAUGUAGAGCCGAGUGUCAACCAGGUCGAGGCCGUCGCACCUUGGUGUUCCAUUGAUACUAGUUCCGGUAGCAUAACGGUCACCUUGGAUCCAUUUAAUUGCUUUGACGCGGAGGUGUACGCGGACGAACUCACGCUGGAGAAUGCCGACGACUUUAGGGAAGACCAGAGAAUCAACCUUGGCAAAUGGGUAUUGCGAUAUCUAUUUGCUGGCGCGAUUGACGAGGAAAUUAAGAGGGAUGCGGUAUAUCGGCGCAACUUUAACACAGCAAUCGAAAAGAGGUUAGCGAGCACAAGGAUGAGCCCACCACUCUCCAUCUCCCUGCCCGAGCGAGGCAUCGGAUUUGAACAAUCCGGAAGCAUGGCAACCCCGCGAGCGUCCGGCCAAAACUAUCCCCUCAUGACGCCUGGCCUCCAGAUAGGGCUUGCUACUCCUCACCCGGGUGGUGGCGAUACGGCGACACCAACCCCUGCCGUUCCAGACUUGCCGUCAUCCCAGGUACUAAAACCAGUGGCAACCACUCCCGCGGUUCCUACGGCGGAGGCGACGACGGGUGAUGCAAAGCCUGCAGAUGCGGACAAAGACAAGGCAGAAAAUGGACCCAAGGCGCCUAGCACGCCGUUUGGCAAGAAGUUUCGCAUGGGCAUACCUUUUUCUAAGAAAGCCAGGUCAGCAUCUACAACGGCCGAUAAGCCUGCCAUAGCGGAGGACAAGCCGGUCGACGACUCGGAGGGCUCGCUGAAUCUUCAUGAGAAGGAGGUGGAUGACAGCUUCUUCGGUGUUGUUCAGAGAAUCCGUAACGAGUAUGACAAGCAGCUCGCGGCAAACCCCGAUUUCCUCCUGGAUAGCCGUAUCACGCCUGCUCUUCCGAGCGAGACACCACAUCUUGGCCUACCCAAGGGUACUAAAGUGAUCAUCAAAGAAGAGACUGGUGGCGAGAGCUCCAACGUCUAUGUUGGCACCAUCGAAACCAUUGGCCGCGACACGGACGUUAUCGAACAAAAGGGGGCCAUGUGGCUUGGCGACCUCUUGUUGCAGAACCAAGUGCCCUUCAAGGAACCGGUCAAGGUGUCGUUCGUGCUUCUCCCUUACAAGGACGAGCUUCCGCCCUUACCUAGCUCGGACAACAACAAUAGACUCAACGCCAAUCGUAUGUUGAGAGUGCGCAAGAUUCUUUCGUAUAUCGCGGAGAAGAUUGAUUCAGACUGGGAGGAUCCGGAAUCGGUACCGGCAGAUGCGAUGAAGCCCGAGGAGUAUCUAGAACUAUAUUGCAAUGAUCAGUUGCUUCCGAAUGCGAUGAGUUUGGCGACCUUGCGCGCACACCUCUGGAAGGGUGGCACCGACGUGGUGCUGUACUACCGCUCCAACGGACGCAAAGCGAUCCGACUUCGCACACCAGUUCCGGCAGAGCCACCGUCUGCGCAAGAGGAGGCAACGACAGCGGAGGAAGAGCCGAAUGCGACGACAGGGGCGUAA
Molecule: messenger RNA, 3246 nt
Organism: Parascedosporium putredinis
Lineage: Eukaryota; Fungi; Ascomycota; Sordariomycetes; Microascales; Microascaceae
Source: the annotation of a GenBank genome assembly